Rhodamnia argentea is the source of this 734-nucleotide messenger RNA. RefSeq names its product 1,2-dihydroxy-3-keto-5-methylthiopentene dioxygenase 1. Gene Ontology annotation, molecular function: acireductone dioxygenase [iron(II)-requiring] activity. The transcript has 5 exons. Lineage: Eukaryota; Viridiplantae; Streptophyta; Magnoliopsida; Myrtales; Myrtaceae. Bases 141 to 704 code for a protein of 187 amino acids. The record is from RefSeq and is a predicted model, not a curated record.
AUUCCCGGACAAGUCGAGGAACACACGAUGGCGAGGUCCUUCCUUGGUGUCCUCCUAUAAAGCCGUGUCCGGGCCGCUCCUCAUUUCUCCCGCGGCUCUGUGCGUGAGCGAGUCCUUCGAAGUUGGUUUCCAGUUCAGCUAUGGCGAUUGAGGCGUGGUUCAUGGACGGGAGCGAUGGCGACCAGAGGCUCCCUCACCAUCGCAGCCCCCCAGAGUUCGUCUCUUUGGACCAUUUGGCAGAUGUGGGGGUUCUGUACUGGAAGUUGAAUCCCACUGACUAUGAGAACGAUGAGGAACUGCGCAAGAUCAGAGAGGCCAGAGGGUACAAUUAUAUGGAUCUGCUGGAUUUGUGCCCGGAGAAAGUGGACAACUACGAGCAGAAGCUCAAGAACUUCUACACAGAGCAUAUACACGGGGAUGAAGAGAUACGCUACUGCUUAGAAGGGAGCGGAUACUUCGAUGUCCGAGACAAGGAGGACCGUUGGAUUAGGAUCUGGAUAAAACCAGGUGACCUCAUCGUGUUGCCCGCCGGAAUCUACCACCGGUUCACUCUCGACACCAGUAACUACAUCAAGUUGAUGAGGCUGUUUGUUGGUGAACCCGUGUGGACGGCUUUUAAUCGGCCACAAGAAGAUCACCCGGCAAGGAAGCAAUACGCGAGGAUCUUGACUGAGAAAGUGGGCGUCGCACUCGCGGCCCAUUAGUUCUCGUGAGUUUCGAGGAAUGACCAACCA